UUUAAAUAAUGUUUUUUUUUUUGUUUUUUUUUUGGGUGGGGGGGGAUCCAGGUGUAAUAAAGUUUACGAAGAAAACCUAUGUAGCUCUAAGUACACUAUUUAAAAUUAGUAUUAUUCAGCACAACACAACACUUUACUGUACGGCUAGCUAGCAAUGGGGAGGGGAGCGUAUCUAUGUUCCCAGGGUCCUAUGUUCCCCAGAUUUAUACGCCACACAUGGUGAUUUAAAGCUGGAGUUAAGCGUCAGCGUAAUUGAGAGCUGGGACAUGUUCAUACUUAACGUUGUUGUUCCUUUUUUUUUUGACCGUUUAUAGGCUACAGUACGGCAUUUCUUCUUAUAUUUAGUGUAUACAUUUCAACUGUAUGAAGUCAGAGGGUGUGGAUGAAGGAUGGAUUUUAAACUCCUCCAUCCAUGUUCUAUACCACUUCUCACAGGGAACCUGGAGCCUAUCCCAGGGAGCAUGGGGCAUGAGAAGGGGGGAACCCUGGACGGGGUGUCAAUCCAUCACAGGGCACAAUCACAUACACACUCACACACCCAUUCAUACACUACGGACACUUUGGACACGCCGAUCAGCCUACCAUGCCUGUCGUUUGACUGGGGGAAGAAACCGGAGUACCCGGAGGAAACCCCCACAGCACGGCGAGAACAUGCGAACUCCGACACACACGGGGCUGCGGUGCGAAUCGAACCCCCACUCCUGGAGGUGUCUGGCGAACAUGUUAACCGCUACGCCACCGUGCGCCCGAUUUAAACUCCUCAUGUAUGUUGUUAUUCAUUUAAAUUCAAUUCAGUUUUAUUUGUAUAGCGCUUUACAAAAUAUAAGCUCCGCGAGACGCUAUGAUUAAGAAACCUUGAGAGGAACCAGACUCAAAAGGGAACCCUUAAAUAUCCUUAUGUGAGUAACACCAGAUAGUACGAUCAUAAAUAAAUCCCCGACUACAUGGUCAGACAGCGCAAAUGUGUAACCGGGAAGUUCGUUACAGUUAAAAGUGUCUUUGGUGUUUAAAGUUAAAGGGUAAUAAAGUGAACACGGCCUGUGGGAAAAUGAAUCCUGAUGCAUUUUAAUAAAAAACCUUUAUUGAAGUUUGCUUAACGUGUGCUAACAGAAGGGCAUAGCAAUGACGUCAUAAACAUAAUAAAAGUAGCUUCUUUUUUAUUUUUACAUAUAUAUUUUUUUUUUCUUCAGCAACUCCAUUUUAAUACAUGUUAAUUUUCGUAACUGAAUGCCUGUAACGUUUCAAAAGAAACAAAUGUGAAUGAAUGAUUAUAUGAUCAUGCUCUACGAAUACAAGUCAAGCUUUGUUUAUUGUUUAUCGAAGUUGAACCAGUUUGUAUGGUGGGAUUUACACACUGAUCGUUUCACUCGUUUCUUUUAUAGUGCAUAAAGCUACUCCUGACACAGGUUGAACAUAUACACUGGGAUAAAUGAUAAUAGUUGAGAUAUUAUAUUCCUAAUGUUAAUUAUAUUACACGCAGGUUCAUUUCUGCUCCUCCGUGUAUGUUGUCUAAUUUGCGCCUUUUAAUAUUACUUCCGCCUUCUGAGGGUUUUGGGGGCGUAAAUACGAAAGCCCCGCCCCCUGAUGCUCAUAACCCGUUUAGACAUGUUGUCUUGUGCAGUUUUGUGGGGUGGUGUGUGUGUGCUAGUGUGUGUGCGGGGUGUGAGGCUGUCGACCAUUUUUUACCCGGCACUCAUAUGAUUAAUAAUUUUCACCCCCCGCACUGAACAGGUUGCACCCUCGAGGAACGUCCGAGCUUCUCAACUGAUCAACUAAUAAUAAUAAUAAGAAGAAUCAUUAUAAUAAUAAUAAUAAUAAUAAUAAUAAUAAUAAUAAUAAUAAAAGGAAGGAGGAGAAGUUGGUGGAGCGUUUUGGAGUCACUACGGUUAAUUAUAGGCUAAAGGAGGCUUUAUGAGGAUGUUUUGAGGAGGAGAAAUACAGCAUAAGGUGGAAUGCGUAAAUCCAGGAUGCAUGCUAGCUGGAAUAAAACCAAGUUCCUUGGAGUGAUGAUGAUGGUCAACUUCCUGAUUUACAUUCUGGUGGAGGUGACACGGAGUUACGGCAAAUGGGACUCCACGAAGCCCCGCGUACCACCCGAGCAGUUCUGGAAAAAGCCUGAACUCAGCGAGGCCAUUUGGAACCGCAAGCAGCAGCAUCUCGACUACGUUUACAACCCAAUAAUCCUUCCCACCACCGAUGGAACCAUCAGCGUGUCCCUCACAGAGGUCGUGCAGGCCUCCGUUCAGCCGAACUACACAGCCAAGGUCGAGCGUUGCAAACCAGACUUUAAGAUAACCACGCAGAUUAAGGAUUACAGUUCCCUGCCUCAGCGCUUCAAAGACUUCCUGCUGUACAUGCAGUGUAGGUCGUACCCCAUUCUGAUAGACGCUCCAGGUGUGUGUUCUGAAACACCUUUCCUGCUGCUUGCCGUGAAGUCGCUGACGCCUCAUUUUGAACGGCGCCAGGCUAUCCGGGAGUCCUGGGGACGCGCCGGGAUCCUGGCCGGUCACCGUGUGGCCACCGUGUUCCUCUUGGGCAAGACGGAAGGAAGUGAUUACUUCCCGGAUGUUUCAGCGAUGCUCCGUUAUGAGGCGUCGCUGCACGGCGACCUGCUUCAGUGGGACUAUCGCGACACGUUCUUCAACCUCACGCUGAAGGAAGUUCUGUUCCUCGAGUGGAUGGCCGAGCGCUGCCCCUCAGCCCGCUACAUCUUCAAGGGUGACGACGACGUCUUCGUGAACACCCGGAGCAUCCUGAAUUUCCUCGGCGGACUCUCGGAGACCAAGGCGCGAGAUUUAUUUGUCGGAGACGUGAUCAGUAAAGCCUCGCCGCACCGGAACAAGAAUCUGAAGUACUACAUCCCUGAGAGCAUCUUCGUUGGAGCUUAUCCACCGUACGCGGGCGGGGGAGGUUUCCUGUACUCCGCUGACGUGGGGAUCCGGUUGAGAAACAUCUCUCUGCACGUCUCGCUCUUUCCCAUCGACGACGUCUACACCGGCAUGUGCCUGCAGAAACUUGGCCUGGUACCCGAGAAGCACCAAGGAUUUAGGACUUUUAACAUAGAAGAAAAGGACAGAGAGACUGCCUGUGCCUACCAAAGUUUAAUGCUGGUGCAUCCCAGGAGUCCACAGGAGAUUAUCAAAAUCUGGGGUUGGAUUAGCGACCCCGGGCUGAGCUGCAAGUGAGAUCGGACAGUGUUUAAAUGGACUGGAGAUAAACUAGGGGCAUAAAUGACUGAUGCCGGUUCCCCUGCUGGUCCGGAUGCUAUCAUAGAGGACCGACAUCUGAUUAGAUCCUGAUCUUCAGAAUUUCUGCUCUUCACUUUGGAGACGUUCUGAAUGGUUUAUCUCCGACCUGCGACCCAUGACUGAACUUUAGAUGAGUGCACGAUAGGAUUGCUGAUAUCUUAUCGUCUGUCAGGUAUUCUGUGUUCGCUGGCUAGUGCAGCAGCAGUGCACUUCUAACAGCAAGCAAUUCAGCCUUAGCUCACAACUAAAAUGUAAAGUAAACAUCACCCACGUUGUACCAAACUGCUUUUUUAUUUAUUUAUUAUUUUUAAAUAUCCUUUUUUAAAAUAUCAUUUUUAAAUAUAUUUUCAACAUAAGUUACAAAUCUGAACUAUGGCACUUAAAAAAACCAAAAAAAAAACAGAUUUACUUCCCUGCUUUUCAGUGUUAUUUUAUUUUUAUACACGUUAAAAUAUCAUCAAAGUAAUUUUUAAAGGUUUAUUUUGAAAUAAAGCGUUGUACAGUUUUGUUGGCAGUUUGGUAGAAAACCUGCAUAUACGGCUACAUGCUAAGUAUCGUAGACCUGUCUUAUUGUCGUCUUAUCGUCCACCCUUACUUCUGUUCCAUAUUAGCAGUAAUGAUAAUAUCCUUCAGGUGUAUCGAUAGCUUCAAGGGAUAUUCCAAGCCAUCCAAGACCAUGUCACGUGCUUGCCUUGUUUUGCUAAUUUUCCUGAACUCGUUUUAUCUUCUGUUGGCUCAGACUGGGAAAAAGAUCUUAGACAAUGCUCCUAAAUCUGCUCAUCAACUAGCGAAAUAUAUGAUCUGAUAUCUGCCUAGCAAUGUGACUGUAUCUCUAAUAUAGGAAAAAUCAAACUCGAACAUAUUUUGUGCGGAGCUCAAGCGACACGCCUAGCGUAGCCGGCAAGCGACAGAAAUCUAUCGUAUCUAUCUCACAAGUGUUUUCAGAAGUACAAGCCCAGAAUAUGUUGACAAUUUAAAAACUAUCUGCUAGUCAUGUUAAAGUGUUACAAACCAAAGAGCGUCAUUUGAGUCCAUUCAUGUAAACAUAACUAGCUAGCUAGCUAAAACCUCGAGAGAGUCGUCACCAUGGUAGCGAAAUGGCAAACUGGCCUGGCAAUUCGCUAAUAUCAUUUCAAGAAUUAAAGUAUUCAAUAAAAGGAGUUAUUAAAUAAGUCUCGGGCAUUCCUGCAAUAGUUAAACUCGUUACAGCGGAACAGUUCUGCGGUUAGGUCCAGUGGGAAAAUUGCGCUAAGGAAAAAAAAACAAAAAAACGAUUCUGUUUGUCCAAGAUGGCCGCCUCCGUAACAUUAGAGUGCACAGUUACACUGUGAAGUUUUUAUCAUAUUAAGAGACAACAGGAAGUCACACUGUGAUCCGAAUCACAUCGGCGAUCUGUAGGCCAUGAAUGUGGGUUGAUAGAGAUUUACAGAUGUGAUGCUGGGUUUUGUCUGAUUGGUUGCUGCGUUAGCGUCGUCGCUCAAGUGGAAAAACUACAGAAAACAACAUUCCUUUGAUUUGGUUUAGCUUAACAGAAACGGGGAUUUUUUUUUUUUAAUUUAUUUAUUUUUUUUUACAUUUUAUUUUCAUGAUGUACUGACACGACAGGAUUUUAAAAUAUAAAUAUAUAUAUAUAUAUAUAAAAAUGAUGGAUGUUCCAUUAAAAUAAUGGCUUGGUGCAUUUGCAAGUCAGUGUAGCAAGCAUAAGGGCUAUAUGAUGUCAGCGAACGUUUGUUAGUAACGAUCAUCAGACAGUACAUUAUAAUCUGUUUUGGUUGACUUGAAUGGGACUUUGGACCCAGAGAUUACCUCAUGAGUCUGUGGAAACGCUCAAGAUACUUUGCACGUUCGAACGUUUACAAGUAUGUGAUUUUGUAAUGUAUGUGAAUUGUACUGUAAGUGUGCAUGAUAAUCUAAACUAAUUCAGAUUGGCCUUAAACUAGACCUGGAUUUAGGUCAACCUAAGCCUAAGUGCACUCUGUAGGGACCAAAAGCCAUAAUCUUACUGUCCUAAAAUUGUGUAUUAAUACCUGCAGUAUGGAACAACCUGUGGAUUCUGUUUAAUAAUAAUUUAUAUAUUGCUAGUUCUGAUUGUGUGUGUGUGUGUGUGUGUGUGUGUGUGUGUGGAUGACGUGAAUAAAGCAAUGGUUUUACCCUUUUUUUAAAAAAAAAAGAAAAAAAAAAGACGUUAUUAUUUAACAGACAUUCAGGCAUUUUGAACAGGGUAUUUAUGUAUUUUUUUUAUGACUUGCGUUCAGGUGUAUGUGCGAGAGAGAGACAGUGAGAUUCUGUUUGUCUCUCCAAGUUUUAAACAAACUGCAUUUCAGCAGGAUUACAUUAUAUCCGUUUCUUUUUUUCAUUAAAAGAUAAAAAGUCUGUCUAGUCUGCACUGCUGUAGUAAAUUAUAGUAACUUCGUGUCUCGGUUGUUGUUUUUUUCUUUUUUUCAGUAAACCUUCACAGCAAAAAAACAACAACAAAAAAAUAACUAAACAAAUUCUGUCUAAGCAAGUGAAGAUAUCUUGAAUAUGGGAAAAUUCGACAAAUAUUUCUUAUUAUGAAAUAAGUGUUGCUUUGGGAAGUGUAAGUGUGUUGUGUUGUUUUUGUGUUCGUCACUCGAUCGUCGUUUUCAGCCGUAACGGAGGCUUGUGUUUGUCUCUGCACAUGCUUGUUUGAUUGUUGCUUUGGUGCCUUUAUGUUGUUUUUGGUUUCGCACUCGAAAAGAUUAAACAUUCCAUGGCAUA
Molecule: messenger RNA, 5987 nt
Organism: Ictalurus furcatus (blue catfish)
Lineage: Eukaryota; Metazoa; Chordata; Actinopteri; Siluriformes; Ictaluridae
Gene: b3gnt2a
Product: UDP-GlcNAc:betaGal beta-1,3-N-acetylglucosaminyltransferase 2a
Exons: 2
Coding region: 1953-3185 (410 amino acids)
Cellular component (GO): membrane
Molecular function (GO): hexosyltransferase activity
Source: RefSeq, a predicted model, not a curated record